UUUUAAAACUUGACUUCGCUCAGCCCACCCUCACUCACUCACACAUCUUCCUCUUUCCCAUCAUCUUCAUCAUCCUUAGAAUCAUUGAUCAACAAUCACCUGAAAUGAAAGUCACAACAAACCAACUGUUCAAUUCAAGCCAAUCAUUGACAAUCGUCUAACCCAACAAGAGCAACUCUUCCCGUUACCAUUUUACACUUGAAGUUGGGUAACACCGUAACUUGUAACAUUGCAAUUGAACCAAGUUAACCUUUAAUUGUUCACUUUAAUCACAAUGUCAUUUCACCUCGCCAUUGGGAUAUUUGUAUCAUUGACUUUGAUAGUUAAUUGUGAUGUCCAGCCUGGCAAUUCAAUUGAUGACAAGCUGGUGCACGAUUUCAAAGACAUUAGUGACGAUAAAAUAAAAAAACCUUAUCAGUUUGGAUAUGAGAUUGAAGAUGGACAAGGAAAUUUACAACAUCGUCAUGAGGAGAGCGAUGGAGAUGGUGCUAAAGUUGGUUCGUACGGCUAUGUUGACGCCAAUGGUAUCUAUCGAAAGGUUGAAUAUAUUGCCGAUAAAAAUGGUUUUCGUGUUAAAAUGAGCUCAAACGAGCCUGGAAUUCAAGGAUAUAAUUCACCGACUGUUUCACUGGUUACCAAACCUUAUACACCUGAUGUAACAACACCAGUUCCUAUCUCAUCAUUGGCUCGAAAUAUUAUGAAUGAUGACCACCUGAAAUCAGUAAAACAUCCAAUAACCAAACAUUAUGAUGAACCAGUCAAACAACACAAGAAACAGGCAACUCAUGACUAUGACAAUUAUCGAAAAAAUAACGACAAAUCAUACGAUUCUGAUGACAGGCCACUACCACCAUUGGCACCACCUAGACCACCAACACCGUCUGUAUCGUCUUCUGCAGCAUUUAGACAAAAGCUACGAUCAAGAUCAGAUUCAGCUCGAGAUGCAGAGUCUCAGUACUUGUCUGCCGCAGCGGAUUGGUCUCCAAGACAUCAAGACCCUCCAAACGAAAAUAAGAUUAAACCAAGUAAUCAAUGGAUUGUUGAUAAACCUCAUAGCUAUUCAUCAACUAAAAAAUUGUCACCAGAGGAAAGAACUCGCAGCUUGAAAAAAGAGCGUCAAUAUUCAGCUUAUGAUUUGAGUAAAAGAAGACAGUCAACUGAACAAAGAGAAAUAAAACCGAUUGAGAAAAGUGAACAAAGAUUUUACCAUGAACCGCUUGAUAAGAAAAUUACCAAACAAUCUAAAAAUCCAGCAAUCAUCAGAAAAGAAUCAGAAAUGAAAUGGACUAACCAUGAAAGCUCUGAUGUUAAAAAUGUUGGCAAAUCGUCUAUAAGACAUCAUACUGAUGACCGAUGGACUAACGAUGCAAAGCAGCAUUAUGAUAGUCAUAAUCACAUGAUAAAUAAACCCAAACAGAAACCAAAAGACCUCGGCCGAUCCAAAUCAUCAAGAGAUCGUAAUCCUACUCAACUAGUAGCUCCACCAACUGUUCCUCGUGUUGAUUAUGACCUUCCCGAAUUUCCUUUACCUGUUGGCCAUUUCCAACAAUCGUCUGAUUCAAUAGAGUCAACUGAACAUAAACCAGUCCAUGAUGUGAGCAACUACUCAAAUGAGCAAGAAAUGAGUAAAAAUAAAAUUAAUCGGGAAAAUAGUUAUUCAAAUGAAAGGGAUAGUUAUCAACGUUCAGCUGAGAUCGGAUAUCAGAAUAAUCCGAGUAAACCAAUUCACCAGAUGAAUACGGUAAAAUCCUCUGCUCCACAAUAUUCCCCUCGAGCUUCAUCAAUACCAAACAAUCGACGAGAACCGACAAGGAAAAGACCUGCCGCAUACCCAGAUAAACCAUUGACUGAAUCUUAUGAGACUUCGAGAAAUGAAUUGUCAUCAGAGCAGCCACAUUUCAUUACUAAUCUGAUUCCCGAAGUAUUCUAUGAAAAUUCAGGAUCAAUGGAGUCAUAUUCUAACGAGGCGAACAGUCGGGAUGUUGAAAUGAAUAACAGUGGACAACAAAAGAAAUAUCAAGAUAACUAUCGACAACGAGAUUGGUAUAAUGUUGAAGGCGACCAGGCCAAUUCAAAGGAACCUGUAUUGGUGCAACACAUGCGAUCGGGCGAAAGUCGAGAAGAUAGACCUAGAGAUAUGCCGCGAACUGGUCCAAUGGAUAAUUUAAAUAAUUACAAGCAAAUAAUUGGAUUAUCACCAAGAGAAGAUAACGUUAAUUAUGAUGGAAGAUCACGUGAAACGUUGACCUCUUCUUCAUCAUCAGCAGAGGCUUAUGCUGCUUUCAAAACUGGAUUGAGAGGAUUGUUUCCACUAAUAAAUCGUAAUGAAGCUGAACCUUACAGAGUAAAUUAUCCAAUCGGAAAUUCUGAAUCUCAAAUCAAUUUAUUCACAAUGAAUCCAAAAAGAAGCACAUAUACACCAAGCAAACCUUUAAAUCAGCUACAAUCAUCUACAGCUGCGACAGUAAAUAUAUCUCCGUUAUACCGAGACUAGUGUAAUAAUCAUGUAACCAACGUUAAAUUGUUGCUUUGUAGAUAAUUAAUGGUGAAUAUUUUUUUUCUUGUGCUGAACUCAUGUUUAAAUAAGCGAUUGUUAUUUAUUUUGGUUACAUACCUUUGCUUAAAAAGUAACUAUUUAGCUCAUUUUUUUGACAAAAGCACAUUUUUGUUAUUUUUAAACUAAAAUUGCCAAUUUAAUAUUUCAUGUAAAAUUA
Messenger RNA from Tetranychus urticae (two-spotted spider mite), 2714 nucleotides. NCBI's taxonomy places the organism in Eukaryota, Metazoa, Arthropoda, Arachnida, Trombidiformes, Tetranychidae. The record is from RefSeq and is a predicted model, not a curated record.